Messenger RNA from Cryptococcus amylolentus CBS 6039, 447 nucleotides. RefSeq lists its product as hypothetical. The record is from RefSeq and is a predicted model, not a curated record. NCBI's taxonomy places the organism in Eukaryota, Fungi, Basidiomycota, Tremellomycetes, Tremellales, Cryptococcaceae. Bases 1 to 447 code for a protein of 148 amino acids. The transcript has 3 exons.
AUGAGACCCGCCGCCCCCACCUCCACCUUCCCAAUUCCCACCCCCUCCCCACCAUCCACCGACCGAGAGGAAGAACGACCUCGCUCCGCCUCUCACCAGACGGGUGAUGCCACCGACAACCAACAAAACACACCAUCUGUCGAAGCCAACGCUCCCUCAGAAGGCUCUACCAACACCGCGGUCGUCCAAGCCCCCAACAACCGUGCUGGUGAAUCUAGCAGGAUAGCUACACCUGCUUGUCCACGACAUCCCCGGCCAGCGCGUGAUCUCCAGGCAUCCACGCAGCGUCCAUACGACGCAGGGCACCGUGCUGUACCCCAACUGUUGGACAGGACCCAGCCCGCCGUCCAACAACCUCCGUCGUCAAGGCUUGUCGACCGUGGACAAUCGUCUUCCACCGCCCCUCGUCCUCUCCCCCCUUACAUGGGUACCACUCGACAGAUGUAA